CUGUCCCAUCUCGUUAUCCUUCUCUUCUCAACUACUUCUUUUAUUACGAGGUCAUCAUGGCGACCCGCUCAAGGACAUUGCUCUUUCUACAGUUCCGUAACUCGUAUUCGGGUGCUCAUACUGCCGCUUUGCGCCAACAAUAUAACCAACAACAGCAACUCCAGCAGCAGUCCGCCUUACUUGCCACAACUGGAGACGACAAUGAACGGGUCGGGCUUAUGGACAGUGCUGAAACAACCAUCGAAAUGAUGAUGCUACCCCCUAAAUGGACAGAUAUUGUCGAUGAAGUGGAUGAGGAAUUGGAUAAAAUUAAAGCCAACAUCCAAAGACUAGAUACUAUGCAUAAGAAGCACCUGCUACCAGGAUUCGAUGAUCGAAUCCAAGAAGAACGAGAUAUUGAACGACUCACAGAUGAAAUCACACAGCAAUUCCACACCUGUCAACACAAGAUAAAACAGAUUAACUCUGAAAGCAGGAACUCUUACUCAAAUCAGGAGCAGAUCAUGUCCAGGAAUGUGCAGAUGAGUUUAGCGCAGAAGGUCCAAGAUAUCUCAUCCAGCUUUCGACAGAAACAAAACACCUAUAUGCAACGCAUGCGUGGAGUGGAGCUUAGAAAUAAGGAUAUCUUUUCCGGAGUUCAACCGAUCAAUCCUUCAAUAGCAGACGGUCCAGAGGAAAGUGGCUUUACAAACUCGCAACUCGCGUUUGUAGAGCAGUCAAAUGCAGCCAUUACGCAACGCGAACAAGAAAUCAACCAUAUUUCACGGUCAAUAUUCCAAUUGGUAGAUAUCUUUAAGGACUUACAGACCAUGGUAAUAGAUCAGGGUACAUUGUUAGAUCGAAUCGAUUUCAACGUAGAACAAGCAGCAGUCCAUCUUCAGGAUGCGGUCUAUGAACUCGAUGAAGGCGAAAAGUAUCAAAAAAAGGCUAGAAAUAGAAAGAUCAUUCUAUUACUCAUGCUUAUAAUUGCUGGUCUUUUUAUUAUCCUCAUCUUCAAACCACGGCGUCGCGAUACUCCUCCACAUGUUGACGAGCCUAUUCCUCCCCCUUCUGAUCCUGUCCCUGCUCCAGUAGAUCCGUUUUCAAGGUAGCACAAUGUUUUUUCCUAUCUAACUUAGACAAUACCCUUGGGUCACUGGC
Molecule: messenger RNA, 1140 nt
Organism: Lobosporangium transversale
Lineage: Eukaryota; Fungi; Mortierellomycota; Mortierellomycetes; Mortierellales; Mortierellaceae
Product: t-SNARE
Exons: 6
Coding region: 57-1091 (344 amino acids)
Biological process (GO): vesicle-mediated transport; vesicle fusion; intracellular protein transport
Cellular component (GO): SNARE complex; endomembrane system; membrane
Molecular function (GO): SNAP receptor activity; SNARE binding
Source: RefSeq, a predicted model, not a curated record